Molecule: messenger RNA, 1957 nt
Organism: Melanaphis sacchari
Lineage: Eukaryota; Metazoa; Arthropoda; Insecta; Hemiptera; Aphididae
Gene: HPS1
Product: Hermansky-Pudlak syndrome 1 protein homolog
Exons: 12
Coding region: 1-1896 (631 amino acids)
Biological process (GO): vesicle-mediated transport
Cellular component (GO): BLOC-3 complex
Molecular function (GO): guanyl-nucleotide exchange factor activity
Source: RefSeq, a predicted model, not a curated record
AUGCGGUGUCUUAUGGUGUUUGACAAUUUAAACGACAUAGUGUUCAUGAAAUGCGACAUUGCAUUCUGCCAACACAUUCGGAAAAUCGGGAUUUCGCAAGACCUUAUAAAACCAACAGAGAAUGAAAAUGAAAACUGUGAAAAAAUUGAUUCAGAUCUAAUACUUCAGAUUUUUUCACCAAUGGUUACGUCUCAGAGAAUUAUGAAUUGUCAUUUUUCAAAUCGGUAUACCUCAAUGCAGUGUCAAAAUGGAACAAAUAUUGUUUUUGAUGAGUACUUGGGUCAUUUGUUCAUUUAUAUUGGUGAUAUGGAGGUGUCUUGGCAACAAAAAAUACUUAGUGUAUCAAUUUUAUUUAUAAAAAGAAUCUGUGGUUCUGAUGUUUCAUUAUUGAAAUAUAGUCGCCGUCGUCGUUUUCUGGUUUCUAAGCUUUUAGACGUUUGGUUAAAACGUUCAAGUGAAGAACAAUGUGUAUUAAUUGAAGCCGUUGAACAAUUAACUGUCAGUGCAGAACUUUCUACAGCUGCAUUAACUGCUGCUAAAACAGCAGCCGAAAAAAUGAAAACAAAAUCUGCCUUUUCUAGGGUUCAUAUUCUCAUAAUGGUUCGACAAAAAUUUUUGACUUUGUAUUCUAGUCGCAAUGCAACUGAUCUGGCUGCGGGUGAUACAUUAUUCUUAGCACUAUUAGCUGAGGCUAUACAAUCAGUUGAUUCGGAACCCAAGGAUAAAUCAGAUCUUGAUGUAAUUAUUGUGGAAAAAGACGAUUCACUACAGUUGGAAAAUAAUGUGCCACGAAACAAAAUUAACAGUUUACUGAUUCUUUUGGGUCAAAAUGGAUUAAAAUUAAAUGCUGUACAUUUAUCAUAUAUAACUGAUGGUGUUCCAUUAUUUAUCAUUCAUGAGAUUGGUAAUGAAGUUUUUAAUAGUAGUGUAAUUGAUGCAUUAACAUCAUUUUGCUCAAUCCAAGAAAUCCAAAUUCGAGGAACUGUAGAUCGUGAAGCACUUAAAAUUGCUUAUGAUACAGUUGAUAGUUCCAUGAAAAAAAUUAUUGAUUUGUUUAAAAAGAAAAAUGCCCCAUUUGCUCCAACUCGAAGUGUUCUUGCCAUAAUUACCACUUUAGCUACCAGAUGGGAGCCAUUAAAAAAGAAAUACAUCGAGUACUUUAAAAAUAAUGAUAGUUCAUCAUUAGUUGCUAUAGAAUCAAGCAACUUAAAUAUUAUAUGCAGUCUAAAAAAUCUUCAUCAUCAUUGUAUGCUCAACGAAUCAUUGAUUGACAAUUAUACAAAAGAAGCAGUAAAUGAAGCUUCUGCAGUGGUCGCUGUUAUGUUACGUGAUUAUACUUCAUUUUUUGAGGUGAAAGCGAUGAAUAAUUUCACAAUGAGAUCAAGGUCGACAUUAAAUAUUAAUAAAUAUUUAGAAGAAUUCCCAGGUCUAGUACAUUUUAUCUAUGUAGAUCGAAUGUCUCAUCGUAUGAUAGCUCCAGGGUUGGAGUUUGCAUCACAAGAAACACUUGAACUCACUAAAAAAAAGGUAUGGUCUAUGAUCGAUUUUAGUAGACAGCAUCUGAGAGAUGGACAUUUUAUUGUUCUAUGGAAAGAUAACACUUUUACAUAUUCCUAUUUUUUGUGGUUUGAAGAUCAAUCAGGUACAUCGAUAAAACCAAGAGUUCAACCCACAACUUCAGAGUUAUUUCCAGGAAUAUUAAAUGGUGAUUACUAUGAAAAGCUUAUGGAACAAUGUUUUCCAAGAAUACCUAAAGGAAAAGUACGCUGUUUUGAACUAUUCUGUGUACAUUUAGGACUAGCAACUGCUUCCUGUGUGUUAGAACACUCUCGGAGAUUAUCAGCUACUGUAUGGGAAGUAACUGGAAGACCUAGUAAUCUUCUAGAUUUGUUUUAAACUGUUUUUUUUAAAUGUUUCAUUUUUUUUUUUUUUUUUGUGUGUUUUAUAUAUAUAUACA